Molecule: messenger RNA, 1508 nt
Organism: Sitodiplosis mosellana (orange wheat blossom midge)
Lineage: Eukaryota; Metazoa; Arthropoda; Insecta; Diptera; Cecidomyiidae
Gene: CSN5
Product: COP9 signalosome complex subunit 5
Exons: 4
Coding region: 351-1367 (338 amino acids)
Biological process (GO): protein deneddylation
Cellular component (GO): cytoplasm; COP9 signalosome
Molecular function (GO): deNEDDylase activity; protein binding; metallopeptidase activity
Source: RefSeq, a predicted model, not a curated record
AACAAACUGAAUUUCUUUUUAAAUUUUGAAAAAGACAAUUUUCUUUUUGUUUCGAAAUAUUGUUCACGUUGAUAACAUUUGAUGCUGUUUGCAUUUGUAUCGCGCGAAACAAUAAAUAUAUACGACCCUGGAACUUACAACGGUCUAUUCAGCGCCAAAAACACAUUGUGCGUCAGUUUUGUGAACUAUGCAGCAGAUAUAAAUUUUGCUUGUCACUUUUCGCAACUAAACAACAACCAAAAAUACCGAAUCAAAUCAUAGACAUUUUUGCUGCUGUUUCGAUCAUACGUUUUUGUUUCAUUUCGAUCACCGAAAUUAAAAUCUGUACAAAGAAACGACCGAUAGACAGCAUGGCCGGAACAUCAUCAGACGCUGAAACUGCUCGGAAAACCUGGGAAAUCGAAAAUGAAAUCGAAACAAUUCCAGCCAGUGAUGAAAUAUUCCGAUAUGAUUCACAAGAACAGCAACAGUUUUUGGCUGCCCGUCCAUGGGAAAAAGAUCCGCAUUAUUUCAAAGAUAUUCAAAUCUCCGCAUUGGCAUUGCUGAAAAUGGUGAUGCAUGCCCGGUCAGGUGGUUCACUCGAAAUUAUGGGUCUUUUGUUAGGAAAAGUCGUUGAAAAUACCAUGAUUGUUAUGGAUGCGUUUGCACUGCCAGUUGAAGGAACAGAAACGCGUGUCAAUGCACAAUCACAAGCAUAUGAAUACAUGACGGCUUACAUUGAGUCGGCAUCGGAAGUUGGUCGUUUAGAAAAUGCAAUCGGUUGGUAUCACAGUCAUCCCGGCUACGGUUGCUGGUUGUCUGGCAUUGAUGUGUCAACACAAAUGCUCAAUCAGAAUUUCCAAGAGCCAUUUGUGGCCAUUGUUGUUGAUCCGGUGCGAACGGUAUCGGCCGGUAAGGUGUGUUUGGGUGCAUUCCGAACAUAUCCAAAGGGUUACAAGCCACCAAAUGAAGAACCAUCCGAAUAUCAAACGAUCCCACUGAAUAAAAUCGAAGAUUUUGGUGUUCAUUGCAAACAAUAUUAUGCGUUGGAAGUGAGCUACUUCAAAUCGGCCUUAGAUCGAAAGCUGUUGGAUUCACUGUGGAAUAAGUACUGGGUUAAUACGCUUGGUAGUUCGGGUUUACUGAGCAACACCGAAUAUACAACGGGCCAAAUUUUCGAUUUAUCCGAAAAACUGGAACAAAGCGAAGCCAGUUUGGGACGAGGUCCAUUUGUUGUUUCAAGUGGUGAUCCAAACGAAAAACGCACCGAAGACAAACUUACAAAAGCCACACGAGACUGUAGCCGCGCCUCCAUCGAAUUGAUUCACGGACUCAUGGCGCAAGUCGCGAAAGAUAAACUCUUCAACUCAAUCGGAGCCAAGAAAUGAAUCUAAAUCCACACAGACACCCACACAUACAAACCUCAGAUAAACAUACAAACCUUUGAUAAAUGAACAUAAUGUUUAACAUUUAUUCUAAUUUAAUGCAAAGCGAAUAACAAUAAAAUUGAAAUACGAUUGAAUUACAUA